AUGCUCAAUGUUGAUUCUAGAAACCGCAACAACCUGCUGUUUAUAUCAAUGGUCAAUGACAGCAAAUAUUCUUCUCAACUCAAAUCAUUUUUCUCAGCAUUUUCUCGGGAUAAAAAGGCAUGGGAAAAGGUCCUGGUCUCUACUCUGAUUUUGGCAAAAAAGCGAGAUCUUCUUUACAAGGAUUACCAGACCGAUCACAAGUUCACCGUCACUACUUACACUCUCAAUGGAGUUGCAAUCACAUCUACUGGGACUAAGAAAGGUGAAUUGCUGUUGGCUGAUAUAAGCACUGAGCUGAAGAACAAGAACAUCACGACUAAUGUGAAAGUUGACACUAAUUCUAAACUUUUUACGGAUGUUACCGUCAAUGAACCUGCACCAGGAUUGAAGACAAUAUUUAGUUUCAUUGUCCCUGAUCAAAGGUCUGGCAAGGUGGAACUGCAAUACCAGCAUGAGUAUGCUGGCAUAAGCACUAGCAUUGGAUUGACUGCGAAUCCCCUUAUUAACUUCUCUGGUGUGGUUGGAAACAAUUUUGUCUCUGUUGGGACUGAUCUCUCUUUUGACACUACCAGUGGGAAAUUUACCAAACUGAAUGCUGGGUUGAAUUUCACCCAUUCUGACCUCAUUGCUUCCCUGGCAUUGAAUGAUAAAGGUGACACCGUUAAUGCUUCCUACUACCACAUUGUUAGCUUAUGGACUAACACAGCAGUUGGUGUGGAGCUGACCCAUAGCUUUUCAAGUAACGAGAACACUCUCACAAUUGGUAUGCAGCAUGCUCUUGACCCACUAACCACAGUAAAGUCUUGUGUGAACAAUUAUGGCAGAGCAAGUUCUCUAAUCCAGCAUGAGUGGCGGCCAAAAUCUUUCUUCACUGUCUCUGGAGAGGUGGACACCAGAGCAAUUGAAAAGAGUGCUAAAGUUGGGCUAGCCUUGGCACUCAAGCCGUAGGUCUUGAUUUUUAUUGGUGGAGACUUGGAGAGAAAUAAUGUACUUGAAUGGAUUUGACGCCAUGGUUUUUAAAAAUAAUUGUGAUUGGAGAACUGAAAUUAGCAAUUUGUUUUGUUGAAUCUCCAAGGUUAUUCAGCAGUUUUGUGAAAUAAUUGCAUAAGGGGAGUGAAUUAGAGAUGUAAUCGAUAGAAUUUGAAUUGAUGCAGUAUUAAAUUUGAA
Messenger RNA from Durio zibethinus, 1167 nucleotides. The record is from RefSeq and is a predicted model, not a curated record. NCBI's taxonomy places the organism in Eukaryota, Viridiplantae, Streptophyta, Magnoliopsida, Malvales, Malvaceae.